Molecule: messenger RNA, 2238 nt
Organism: Hippopotamus amphibius kiboko
Lineage: Eukaryota; Metazoa; Chordata; Mammalia; Artiodactyla; Hippopotamidae
Exons: 8
Coding region: 22-2238 (738 amino acids)
Biological process (GO): nucleosome assembly
Cellular component (GO): nucleosome
Molecular function (GO): DNA binding; protein heterodimerization activity; structural constituent of chromatin
Source: RefSeq, a predicted model, not a curated record
UUGCUUGCUUUAACAGCAGUAAUGUCUGGACGUGGCAAAGGGGGGAAGGGUCUGGGGAAAGGGGGCGCCAAGCGCCACCGCAAGGUUUUGCGGGAUAACAUCCAAGGUAUUACUAAGCCUGCAAUUCGUCGCCUGGCUCGUCGCGGUGGAGUUAAGCGCAUCUCCGGCCUCAUCUACGAGGAGACGCGUGGUGUCUUGAAAGUAUUCUUGGAGAACGUAAUACGGGACGCGGUCACCUACACCGAGCACGCCAAGCGCAAGACUGUCACCGCAAUGGACGUUGUCUAUGCGCUGAAGCGUCAGGGACGCACCCUUUAUGGAUUUGGUGGACUAACAGGAAUUGCCCACAAUCCAAUCAGAGUGAGUCUGUUCCUGUAUAAAUAUAAGAGCAAUGCUUCAUGUAUAGUCUUUUUAUUUUGGAAACAGGGCAUGGCGCGUACAAAGCAAACGGCUCGCAAAUCCACCGGUGGUAAGGCGCCGCGCAAGCAGCUGGCCACCAAGGCGGCCCGCAAGAGCGCGCCGGCCACGGGCGGCGUGAAGAAGCCGCACCGCUACCGGCCCGGCACGGUGGCCCUGCGCGAGAUCCGCCGCUACCAGAAGUCCACGGAGCUGCUGAUCCGCAAGCUGCCGUUCCAGCGGCUGGUGCGCGAGAUCGCGCAGGACUUCAAGACCGACCUGCGCUUCCAGAGCUCGGCCGUGAUGGCGCUGCAGGAGGCGUGCGAGGCCUACCUGGUGGGGCUCUUCGAGGACACCAAUCUGUGCGCCAUCCACGCCAAGCGUGUCACCAUCAUGCCCAAGGACAUCCAGCUUGCUCGCCGCAUCCGCGGGGAGAGGGCAAUUUUGAGGCUCAGCUCGCUAGCAACCAGCAGGAUCAUAUUAAGAAUGCUUAGGGAUAUACCAUCACUCUUAAAGUUAGCUUUAACACCAAAGAGAAAGACCUUAGCAGUUCCUGAGACCUUGGCGAAAGAAGGUUUCCAGCCGAUAAACCGGAGGCAAACGGACAAUCAACAAACUGCCAGACCCCAGUUACCUGGUGGCCUGACGCCAGCUGUGACGGAGAAUAAUGCGAAGGAAAAGGAAGGCAAGACCUCCACCACCUUGAUCCUUAUCACAUACCCCAGACUACUAGGAAAACGAGGCGGCAAAGCUCGCGCCAGGGCCAAGAUCCGCUCCUCGCGGGCCGGGCUCCAGUUCCCCGUGGGCCGAGUGUACCGCCUGCUCCGCAAGGGCAACUACGCGGAGCGGGUCGGGGCCAGCGCGCCAGUGUACCUGGCGGCGGUGCUGGAGUACCUGACGGCCGAGAUCCUGGAGCUGGCAGGCAACGCGACCCGCGACAAGACCCGCAUCAUCUCGCGCCACCUGCAGCAGCCCAUCCGCAACCACGAGCUCAACAGCCUGCUGGCCUUGGGUUUGGCAGCUUUAGGUUUGGCGGCCUUGGGCUUAGGGGCUUUAGCCUUGGCCGGACUCUUAGCGGCCUUCUUCGGUUUGGCUGCCUUCGCCUUUUUCGGGCUCUUGGCCACUUUCUUCGCCCCGGCAGCCGCCACCGGCUUCUUGGCUUUCUUCGGGGUCUUCUUAGCGGCCUUCUUUGGGGUGGCCGCGCCCGUAGCCUUCUUGGGCUUCUUAGCUCCCCCAGCAGCCUUCUUGGGCUUGGCCGCACCCACCUUCUUAGCCUUGGGUUUGGUUUCCCCAGUAGCCGCCUUCUUGUUGAGCUUGAAAGAGCCCGAGGCGCCAGUGCCCUUGGUCUGCACCAGGCCGGCGGCUGCCAGCGCCUUCUUGAGCGCAGCCAAGGAUACGCCGCUGCGCUCCUUGGAGGCGGCAACCGCCUUAGUGAUGAGCUCGGACACGGGAGGUCCGGACGCCUUGCGUUUUCCAGCAGCUGCGCCCGCUUUCUUCGCCUUCUUCUUAACAGGUGUUUUUUCUGCAGUCAUGUCUGGCAGAGGUAAGGGUGGGAAGGGGCUCGGAAAGGGAGGCGCUAAGCGCCAUCGUAAAGUCUUGCGGGAUAACAUCCAAGGCAUCACCAAACCUGCUAUCCGCCGCCUGGCCCGGCGUGGGGGUGUCAAGCGUAUUUCUGGCCUCAUCUACGAAGAAACUCGUGGGGUGCUGAAGGUGUUUCUGGAGAACGUGAUCCGGGACGCCGUCACCUAUACUGAGCACGCCAAGCGCAAGACGGUCACCGCCAUGGACGUGGUCUACGCGCUCAAGCGCCAAGGGCGUACUCUCUACGGCUUCGGCGGUUAA